This is a messenger RNA of Anopheles maculipalpis, 3898 nucleotides long. Its product is annotated as putative ATP-dependent RNA helicase DHX57. Gene Ontology annotation, cellular component: intracellular anatomical structure. Gene Ontology annotation, molecular function: ATP binding; metal ion binding; protein binding. Lineage: Eukaryota; Metazoa; Arthropoda; Insecta; Diptera; Culicidae. The record is from RefSeq and is a predicted model, not a curated record. The transcript is spliced from 3 exons. The coding region runs from base 35 to 3898 and encodes 1287 amino acids.
UGGUGAUACGUAAACAUUGUGGUGCUAACAAAAAAUGGACGAAGAAAGCCAGCAGCUGAUUGUGGACUGUUUCUUAAGAACAAUUGUUGAUCCAAGAUCCACCAAUGCACCCAUCGAUCCACCACCCACCAAGCAGCCAGUCAAGGUGGAGCUGCAAGUGUUACGGCUUAAGGAUGAAUCACAAACCCUCAUCAUGGAAACGCUCCGGGCCAUCCAUGGGGAGUCCUUCCAGUUGGGCGACAUUUCCAAGUACGAGGAUAAGGGAGGCCGCAUGAAGAAAGGAUUUUGGCAGGAUCGGGGCAAUCUGGUCAUACAGGGUGGUGUUGAUUUCUCCAAUAUCCCACGCACGGGUAAUAGCAAUGAGGACAAGUUUCGGAUGUAUGCCGUAAUGAAGCUACACAGCUACGCUUUCCACCGGUCUCACUGUGAGGAAGCGCUCGAUCACCAUAAUGGGGAUGUAGAUAGUGCGUUAGCGUUGUUAUUUUCCAAAUAUUUUCCUCCACCAAAUGAUCUUCAACCACCGGCGGAGGAUCACAAUGAAGAUGAGCUAAACGCACUACGUGCAGAUGAACGCGAAGUGCUGGAAUCGAUUUACGACAAGCUAUUCGUAGAAAAGGAGCACAAUCGUGUGUGGCAGCUAAAGUUUAAGAUCGAUCAUCUGCUAACGCACAGCCCGUCGGAGAUGAAGAAACAGGCGGAACGGGAAGCACAGCAGGCAGAGGAAGAAAAGCGCCGAACGUUGGAAGCGUUGGCAAAGAAGAAAAAAGCGAAGCGUGAAAAAUGUUGGAACUUUGCGAAGGGCAAAUGUCGGUACGGCAAUCGGUGCCACUAUUCGCACGAACUCGAAGAGUUGGACAGCGAAGAAAAGAAGAACAAUAAAAAGGUGGAUAAAACGCCGGAAGAGGAUCCUAAUUGGUUCUUUCUGGAGAUCCGGUUUCCACCCGGGAAUCGAUAUCCGUUCGAGCGGCCAAUACUGUUGCUAAAAACUACCUGUUCCGAUAUUCCGGAACAGCUGUGCCUUAGAGUGAACCGACGGUUGGUGCAGGAGUGUAUCGAGCUGACCAACGAUGGUAUGCCGUGCAUCUAUACGGUGGCGGAUCUGCUGCAGAAUGAUGAGGAAAUAGGACGCUUUAUCGAACAGGAUCGGUACCAAUUUCCCGAUGGUAGAAGAUCACUGUUUUACGUUCCGGAACGAGACGCGAUCGAUGGUGGGACAGGGGACAGUUUACCUACGCACCAUCAGCGUGGUGUAACCGGUCGUCAUACCGGGUCGAAAGUGAACCCGGAACAGGUGAUGAAAGAGGACCGCAACAUAGUGCGAAAGUUUAUGGACAAACAAACAAACGAAGCGUACAAAGAGAUGCUAAAAAACCGACGAAAGCUUCCGGCAUGGACAAAGAUGGCGGAAAUUAUAAGUCUAAUGGAAUCGCACCAGAUUCUCGUAAUCAGUGGAGAAACCGGAUGCGGCAAGUCAACACAAGUACCUCAAUUUCUGCUCGACGAUUGGUUACUACAAUCGUCCAAGGUGCAGUCAAAGGAUCCGCUUCGGCAUGUGGAAAUUAUCUGCACCCAGCCACGCCGUCUGUCCGCAAUCGGUGUAGCGGAACGUGUUGCAGAAGAGCGAAACGAAAAGAUAGGCAACACGGUCGGUUAUCAGAUACGGUUGGAGAACAAAAUUUCGUCCUCCACACGGCUUACGUUCUGUACUACCGGUAUCCUGCUGCGGCGGUUACAGUCCGACCCGAUGCUUGCCAGCGUGACGCACAUUAUCGUCGAUGAGGUGCACGAGCGUAGUGAAGAGUCCGACUUUUUGCUGCUAAUACUGAAAGAGCUGCUGGGCAAACGUACGGACCUGAAAGUAAUUCUGAUGUCGGCGACACUGAACUCGAACCUGUUUUCGAGCUAUUUUGGUGAUAUACCUGUGCUGGAUAUACCGGGACGCACGUUUCCGGUGGAACAGUUGUUCCUGGAGGAUAUACUAGAUAGGAGUGGAUUUGUGCUGGAACCGGACUCGCAGUUUUGUCGCAAGUUGCGCAAGGGCGAGCAAGAGCAAUUGCUGCAGGAACUGGAGUAUUCGGAUGUGAAGGCAGCAAAUGCGGCUCCGGCAAAAACGAUUCGUGACGAGAAUUUGAAAAUGGCCGACAUGUUUGCACGAUACGCAGACUAUUCGAAGCAAACGUGUAAAGCACUAUAUUUGAUGGAUCCGCUACGCAUCAAUCCCGAGCUGAUCGAGCACGUGCUCACCUACAUCGUGGACGAUACUUCACACCAUUGGCCGAAAGAAGGUUCGAUACUAAUCUUCCUGCCCGGUCUGGCGGAAAUACAAACCGUACAUGAAUCACUCGCCGAAAGCAAACUGUUUGGUGCCCGGGGCGAUCGGUUCGUACUGAUUCCACUCCACUCGAUGCUUACGAACGAAGAGCAAGCACUCGUUUUCCGUAAACCACCGAAAGGGAAAAGGAAAAUAGUGCUCAGCACAAACAUUGCCGAAACGUCCGUUACGAUCGACGAUUGUGUGUUUGUCAUUGACUGUGGCCAAAUGAAGGAGAAGCGCUUCGACUCCAACCGUAACAUGGAAUCGCUCGAGAUGGUGUGGGUAUCGCGAGCCAAUGCGUUGCAGCGUAAAGGCCGAGCCGGACGUGUAAUGCCCGGCGUUUGCAUACACCUAUAUACACGGCCCCGAUUUUCGCAUCACAUCCUUGGUCAACCCGUUCCGGAAAUUCAUCGUAUACCGCUCGAACCGUUACUUUUACGUGUGAAAACUCUUUCCACGUUUGAGGAACGUUCGGUGAACGAUGUGCUCGGUGCCCUCAUCGAACCACCGAGCAUGGAAAACAUUCAGGCAGCGAAAAAGCGUCUCGUCGAUGUUGGUGCACUCGAUUUGGAGGAACAAUUGACACCGCUCGGGCACCAUUUGUCGGCACUUCCGGUGGAUGUGCGGAUAGGGAAGUUGAUGCUGUUCGGCGCCAUAUUCCAGUGUCUCGAUAGUGUCUUGACGAUGGCGGCAAUCCUUAGCUACAAAAGCCCGUUUGUAUCACCUUUUGGCAAGCGUGACGAGGCGGACAAUCGAAAGCGACAGUUUGCGAUCGGCAACAGUGAUCAUCUGACAAUGCUGAAUGCGUACCGCCGUUGGAUGGAAGCGGCGCAAAAAAGUCGUUACGCUGGACAGUGCUUUGCGGAGCAAAACUAUCUUUCCGGUAAAACGUUGGCCACGAUCGGAGAAAUGAAGUACCAAUUUUUGGAACUGCUCGUUUCGAUCGGUUUCGUACCGAUCGAUUUGUCCGGACGCAGCCGUGCGAAACGGCAGCAGUUGGACGAUCUACAGCAGGUAACAGGACCGGAGAUUAAUAUGAACGGUUCGAACAACCGACUGCUGGCAGCCAUCUUGUGUGCUGCCCUCUAUCCGAAUGUGGUGAAAAUUCUCACACCUGAAAAAAGCUUCGUUACCGGUGCGGUAGGAGCUGUGCCGCGUUUACCACAAGCAUCCGAUUUGCGAUUCAAAACUCAGGAGGACGGUUACGUCGCGCUUCACCCAUCGUCGGUGAACGCUAGCGUAGGACACUUUGGUUCACCGUUUCUAGUGUACCAGGAAAAAAUGAAAACGUCCAGGAUUUUCAUCCGCGAAACGACCAUGGUACCGCUACUGCCGAUGGUACUGUUUUCGGGCAGCGAUCUCCAGAUCGAACUACAUGGUGGCGAUUUCGUGAUACUGCUGGAAGGUGGCUGGUUGAUGCUGCAGGCCGCCACACAUCAGGUUGCGGAAAUGAUGAAGUUCCUGCGGUUGGAGUUGGCCAAAAUGUUGGAGCUGAAAAUUAGCGAUCCGCUGCUGAAUUUGAUGAACCACGAGCAUGGCAAGCGGAUCAUCGAUACAAUUGUGCACCUCAUUAGCAAGGAGUAA